Molecule: messenger RNA, 3374 nt
Organism: Stegostoma tigrinum
Lineage: Eukaryota; Metazoa; Chordata; Chondrichthyes; Orectolobiformes; Stegostomatidae
Product: protein THEM6-like
Exons: 4
Coding region: 196-777 (193 amino acids)
Source: RefSeq, a predicted model, not a curated record
CCGGACCGUUAGAUGGGGAGCUCGCGCUUCCUCCCCGCAUUGUGACGCGCGCAGCGGAGGAAGAACUCGCGUUUCUUCCCUGCAUUGUGACGCGAGGAAUGCGCCGGAGAAGGACGCGGAAGAGGCGGUGAUAAUGAUCGGAGGGUGAUACUGCUCACAGAUUGAUUGUCGUCUACCUGCGCGCAGGCCGGAAUCAUGUGGCUCGUCGUGGCCCUCCUGUCGGUGCUGCCGUUCACCUUUUUUGACUUCUGGUACUUUUUGCGUGGAGUCCUGGUGUUGCUGCUUGCUUCAUUCGAAACCCCGGUGAAGGAUAUCCUGAAGGAGCAGACGGUCCGCGGUGUUGUGCUAUUCCAAGACAUAGAUUUUCUGGGCCACAUGAAUAAUUCUCGAUACUUGCGGGAGUGUGAUUUUGCCAGAUUCUCGCUGUACGUCCGCAAUGGUAUAUUCCAAGUAACAAGAAAGUUAAAAGCUAAUAUGGUGCUUGGUGCUGCAACAAUACGAUAUAGACGUUCUCUGAAUUUAUUUGAACAGUUCAAGAUUCGAUCAAGGAUUCUUUGCUGGGAUGAAAAGGCAUUCUAUGUCGAGCAGGAGUUCAUCUCCUGCAAGGACAGCUUUGUUUGUGCCACCAUGCUGUGUCGACAGCAUGUGUUGUACAGUACUCCAGAAAAGUUGCUGCAGACCCUAUGUAAGAGGAAGGUUGAAUGUCCAGAUUUUCCUGAAGAACUACAGCUGUGGAUCAAAUAUAACCUUGCCAGCAGUGCAAAGCUAAAAGCAUAAAGGAAUCUCAAUACCAGGACCAACAGCCCUGGGAAAACUAUCAAAAACACUGGAGAUCCAUGGUGAUAUUAGCUGUGAUGUGUCACUGGAAUUUAAACAUUCAGCUUGAUGCUUUAUUUUAUUUCAGCUCCUCAUCAAAUAUUUAUUUUGUGUUUCAAAGAAAUAUUUAUAAUUAUUGUUAUGAGCUUUACAGUAUAAAUCAAUGGCACAAGGUAGUACAUUCCUUAGAACCUGUAAUGUUAAUAUAUUGCUCUGUAUCCUUAUUGUGAAAAACAAUACACACCUAACUUUGGGAAAUACUUCUGGAUGUUUGAUGGAGAUCUUUGUCAACGUAUAUUAAAAAUAACUACAUUCGUAAGUCUUAGCUCAAAGUUCAGAGUAAUCAUUUUCAUGAUGCCUGUCACAAAUAAUGUUUCAUUCCCAAAAUGUUCAUACCUGAACCAGUCUAAUUUCAAGUGAUAAGGAGGGGGUUUGCUGGCUACCUAAUUGUGGCCUGUAUAAACCAUCAUGUCUGAUUUAAUGUACAGGCAAACCUUUAAAUGAUCACCCAGUACUUCCAAGUAAAACGGGUGAGUGAUUGUGUAAAUGAGCAAGCCAAAUUUGUAGAACCCGGAUGUAAUUUUAACGCACAAUGUAGGUUCUCAUUGCUUUGUAUCAGGCAGAGUUGGGACUAAUCAGCAACAUCUCUUAAAUGAAUCAGUGAAAAAUGCUCAAGAAAAAGAAAAGCCUUCAGUUUUCAUAUUAAAGAAAAAUGAUUUUCAGGGGCCAGCAGAAACAGGGCCAAGAUAAAAUCUGCACUCAGAACCCAUGAAAGACAGGAUUGUACAGGACACACACAGUAUUAGAAAACUGGUCACACUGAUAGUCACUGGAGUUCCUGCAGAGGUUAUCCAUUUUGAUUACAGGAGACAAUGACAUUUGUGAAAUUCAGGAUUGUGGGUACAAUUCACCACAUGAUUCAUUGAAAACAGAAGCUAAGUUUCUUCACUUAACCUCAGAGGUUUAAUUAGAUCAUACCACUGUACAACAGUAAUGAAAAUAAAUAAAUUAUUUUCUUCAUCUUAUUCUAAGUGCAGCAAGAUAUGUUCCUUGUGGGUCAAGAUAGGGUUAAUGUAGAGAAGGCUGCACAAGUCAUGAAAUUGCACCAAACAACACCCAAGGUUAUUCAGUUCUUCACUUUAAUCCACCAGUCUUCACUUUAAUCCACCAGCUCAGGUAAUCCUGGAAGUUUUAGCAAUAGCACAGAAAUAUAUCACGUAAAAUAAGCAUCUGAUGGAUUACUACUGAACAGAAAUUUAGCUGGGCCAUACAAAAUAUGGCAGCUACAAGAGCAGAUCAGAGAUUACGAAUCCUACAUGAAGUAGCUCAAUUCCUGAACUCCCAAUGCCUGCCCAUCUACAAGACAGGAAAAUGAUGGAAUACUGUAUUUGAUUGGAUAGGUAUAGCUCCAACAACACUGAAGAAGUUUGACAUCAUUAAUAACAAAUGGCCUGCUUCAUUGAUACCCCAUCCACCACCUUCAACAUCCAUACCCUUUGCCACUUAUGCACAGUAACAAUGGUGGUUACCGUCAAUAAGAUACAAUGCACCAAUUUGGCCAUGCACCUUGGCAUCUUCCAUAACCACAACUCAUCACUAAGAAGAAAACAGGGCUGGAGGAUGCAUGAAACUCCACAAUUAGCAAUUUCCCCUCCACAUCAUACACCAUCCUGACUUGAAAUUAUAUCAUGUUUCUUCACUGUCCUGGAUCUCUCUUGAUAACAGCACUCUGGGUGUACCUGCACCUCAAGGACUGCAGCAGUUUGAAAAAGCAGCCUGCCACUGCCACCACCAAUACCUUCUGAAGAGCAAUUAGAGAUGGAAAAAUGAGUAAUGGCCUGGACAGCAAUGCCCACAACACGUAUCUAAUAAGUGAGCAAAGUAAAUGGUGGGGCAAGCCAAAGAGGUGGUUAAGCCUCCGGGUUAAUGGGGCUGAGAAAAAAAAGUUUCAAAGGAGCAUGUUUGAGCAACCAUCACACUUCUAUGCAGAAACUAGGCCAUGGUCAAGUUUGUUCUGUGGCUGAAAAAAAAGCAUGGUUUUAUAAAAAUUGAAAGAACGUCUAGCCUGUACUGUCACUAUUGGCUCUCUGCAAGAUUAGCUGAGUUCUUCCCACCCUCCCCAUUUUUUCCCCAUAGUUCUGCAAGUACUCUCUCUUCAGAUGAUGAAGCAAUUUGAAAGCCAUGACUGAAUUUGCUCCUGCUGUAAUCUAAGACAAUGCAUUCCGGAUCCCAACCACUUACUGUAUAAAAUUUUCCAAUAUUUUGACAUUCUGUUAAUCAGAUAGUUAAUCUGGAUCUACACUGUUCUGGCAAUUGCAUUGUGUCUUACAGCCAGUAUGUAUGUAUACCUGUAACAGAUAUGGUCUAGAUAUCACUAUCACAGCAUGUGACCUGACAGUACAAAGGUCUCAAACUCCACCUCAACUCUGGACACCUGAAGCAUGAUGUGCUGAUGGAAGCAUGUUGCUCUUUGCAAAUGGAGAGUUUAAUGUUAGCCUGGACAUGAACCCGCCUGUGAAUGUAAUAUUUAUGUAUGUUAGUGUGCUAUAAUAAAUGUG